AUGGAUUCAUAUAAUGAACAACUUCUACAAGAAGCUCUUGAACAAGCUCAAACAGAAGAUUUUAGUCGAACAUUACUCAUUAUUGCUCAUCGUCUUUCAACUAUUCGUUCAUGUGAUUUGAUUUGUGUACUUGAUAGAGGACAUAUAAUGGAAAGUGGUAUUCAUACAGAAAUGACACGCGAACGUGGAGUUUAUUAUUAA
Rotaria sp. Silwood1 is the source of this 201-nucleotide messenger RNA. The record is from the annotation of a GenBank genome assembly. NCBI's taxonomy places the organism in Eukaryota, Metazoa, Rotifera, Eurotatoria, Philodinida, Philodinidae.